ACAAUUCUUACCAUUUACGCACCGUUUUGGCACAAUUUGUUACUGAAAUGAGCGGUAGCGAGACAGAGUAAAGGAAGAGACAUGAACAAUCUAGAACGACAAGAAGAAGGCUGUGCGAGAGACCAUAACGCUAACAUCAACGACGAAGGCAUGGCCGCGUCCUCAGCCGCCACUGACGGCGUCGCAGCGGUGGCGCUUCGUUCCGUCAUCCAAAGAGUUCACCAAGCAGCCGAACGGUCGGGUCGCGGACCGGACCGGAUCCGAAUCGUCGCGGUGAGCAAAACCAAGCCAGUGCCUCUCCUUCGUGAAGUUUAUGACGCUGGCCAUCGUUGCUUCGGUGAAAAUUAUGUUCAAGAACUCGUCGAGAAAGCUCCUCAGCUUCCGGAGGACAUAGAGUGGCAUUUUAUUGGGAAUUUACAGAGCAACAAAGUGAAAGCUUUACUGACUGGUGUGCCAAACCUUGCAAUGGUAGAAACUGUGGAUGACAAGAAGAUUGCUGAUCGUCUUGAUCGUGUGGUUGCAGGCAUGGAAAGGAAGCCAUUAAAAGUCUUUAUCCAAGUGAAUACCAGUGGAGAGGAAUCAAAAUCUGGUGUUGAGCCCUCAGGGUGUGUGGAACUUGCGCAACAUGUUAGUCAAAGCUGCCCAAACCUUGAGUUUUCUGGUCUUAUGACAAUUGGGAUGCUGGAUUAUACAUCAACCCCAGAGAACUUCAAGACAUUAGCACAUUGUAGAAGUGAGGUUUGCCAGGCAAUUGGAAUGCCAGAAGAACAAUGUGAAUUAUCAAUGGGCAUGUCUGGUGACUUUGAGCUGGCGAUUGAAAUGGGUAGUACCAAUGUCAGAAUCGGAUCUACGAUAUUUGGGGCAAGGGAAUAUCCAAAUAAGAACUAAAACUGUGCUGAAUUUUAUCUUUGCCCACGACAUUAUUGGCGUUUUUAUGUAUUCCUAUUUAUGUCUUAGUAAUUAAUUAAAUUAAUCAUACCAUGUUAUUGUUGUCA
Molecule: messenger RNA, 995 nt
Organism: Pistacia vera
Lineage: Eukaryota; Viridiplantae; Streptophyta; Magnoliopsida; Sapindales; Anacardiaceae
Product: pyridoxal phosphate homeostasis protein
Exons: 7
Coding region: 82-888 (268 amino acids)
Cellular component (GO): intracellular anatomical structure
Molecular function (GO): pyridoxal phosphate binding
Source: RefSeq, a predicted model, not a curated record